Nicotiana tabacum (common tobacco) is the source of this 864-nucleotide messenger RNA. RefSeq lists its product as uncharacterized. The record is from RefSeq and is a predicted model, not a curated record. Lineage: Eukaryota; Viridiplantae; Streptophyta; Magnoliopsida; Solanales; Solanaceae.
AUGGACAUCGAAAACAAUUGGGCCGGCCCAGAAUACUCAGGCGCACCAAAAGAUAUGACAAUAAUCAACAAGAUGAUGCUAAGAUUCCGGCCGAUUGCGCCGAAACCCGUCGCUAAUUCUUCAGGCUCUGGCUCUACGAUCGAGACUCACGAGAUUGAAGUGGUUAGCAAAAGAAGAACAAAGAGAAAGUACGUUAGAGUUAAGAAAAAUAGCAACUACAAGAAUAAAAAAGAAGACAAAGAAACAAAAGAUGGAUCCUUAGUUUUGGAUGAUCAUGGAACAGUUGUAACACUACAACUACUGCCAGAAAGUAGUGGAGGAGUUAAACGCUCACCAGAUAACAGAUCUUUCCCAAAAACCAUCAAUUUUUGGAUGAAUUUUGAUAAAUCUGAGAAUAUCGAUAUUUUAUCAAUCGGUGCACCGAAUCUGUUAGAUCGGACGGCGGAGAUGCGAUCUGCGAAGGUAGUGGAGUCAUGGGUGAUGGUUGAUGGUAUAACAAACACUUUGGUAGAUUUAUCAGCCUUAGGAAGUACGGAUACGGAGAAGAUGAAGAAUCUGGAAGCUGACACGUGUCCAGGUAUGAUAUCGGACGGCUUAGAUAGGGUACAGUGGGUGAAUCUAGCGUAUCGGAGAAUGAUAGAUCCGUUAGAAGACGGAGGAGCGCCGCCGGAGAUGGUGGUGAGGUUAGUUUUGAAGGAGAAAAAAACUGUACGAUUAUCAGCUUUUGCAUGCACUGUGAGAGUUGUUUAUACAAUGAAUAAGGUGAAACAGACAAGGACAAUGCCUUGUGACGUGUGGAAGAUGGAUUUUGGAGGAUUUGCAUGGAGAUUUGAUGCUAAGGCUGCACUUACUUUGGGGAUUUGA